AUGGGCCUCCCCACCGUCCCUGGCCUGCUGCCGCCAUUGGUGCUCCUUGCUCUGUUGGUGGGAAUAUAUCCCUCAGGGGUUGUUGGAUUGGUUCCCCACCUUGGGGACCGAGAGAAGAGAGAUAAUCUGUGUCCCCAGGGGAAAUACAACCACCCUCGAAAUAGUUCCAUUUGCUGUACCAAGUGCCACAAAGGGACCUACCGGUACAAUGACUGCCCAAGUCCAGGGGUGGACACAGACUGCAGGGAGUGUGAAAAUGGCACCUUCACUGCUUCAGAGAACCACGUCGCACAGUGCUUCAGCUGCUCCACAUGCCGGAAGGAAUUGGACCAGGUAGAGCUUUCUCCUUGCACAGUGUACCAGGACACUGUGUGCGGCUGCAGGAAGAACCAGUAUCGGCAUUAUUGGAGUACUUCCCUUUUCCAGUGCUUGAACUGCAGCCUCUGCCUCAACGGCAUGGUGAAACUCCCCUGCCAGGAGAAGCAGGACACCAUGUGCACCUGCCACGCAGGAUUCUUUCCAAGGGGAAGUGAAUGUGUCACCUGUACCAACUGUAAGAAUGACCAGGAGUGUAAGAAACUGUGCCUGCCCCCAACUGAAUCUGUUAUGAGGCCUCAGGAUACAGGCACCACAGUGCUGUUGCCCCUGGUGAUCCUCUUUGGCCUUUGCCUUUUAUCCCUCUUCAUUGGUAUAAUGUGUCGUUACCAACGGUGGACGCCCAAGCUCUACUCCAUUAUUUGUGGCAAACGGACACCUGUAAAAGAGGGGGAGUUUGAAGGAGUAAUUACGAAGCCUCUAACCCCAGGCUUCAGCCCUUCUUCCACUUCGACCUUCAUACCCACCCAGAGCUUAAGUCCCACCCAGGUCUUCAGUCCCACCCUCAGCUCCAACUUCUCCCCCAGUGCCUGGACCAACUACAUGAAAACAUCACCUCCCAGAGAGAUGGCCCCACCCUACCAGGAGGCUGGCCCCAUCCUCACUGGGGCCCCUGCUUCUACCCCGAUCUCCACCCCCCCUCAGAACAGGGAGGACAGCUCGCUUGCGCUGUUCCCAGAUGCCGACCCGGCGACUCUGUAUGCUGUGGUGGACGGUGUGCCCCCGUCACGGUGGAAGGAGUUCGUGCGGCGCCUGGGGCUGAGUGAGCAUGAGAUCGAGCGGCUGGAGCUGCAGAACGGGCGGUGCCUGCGUGAAGCACACUACAGUAUGCUGGCGGCCUGGCGACAGCGGACACCACGACGAGAAGCUACCCUGGAGCUGCUGGGCCGUGUGCUUUGUGACAUGGACCUGCUUGGCUGUCUGGAGGACAUUGAGGAGGUGCUGCGUGGCUUUGCCCCCCUCACACCUGCGCCUCUCCUCCCCCGAUGA
Molecule: messenger RNA, 1365 nt
Organism: Orycteropus afer afer
Lineage: Eukaryota; Metazoa; Chordata; Mammalia; Tubulidentata; Orycteropodidae
Gene: TNFRSF1A
Product: TNF receptor superfamily member 1A
Exons: 10
Coding region: 1-1365 (454 amino acids)
Biological process (GO): tumor necrosis factor-mediated signaling pathway; prostaglandin metabolic process; inflammatory response
Cellular component (GO): mitochondrion; signaling receptor complex; membrane raft
Molecular function (GO): tumor necrosis factor binding; tumor necrosis factor receptor activity
Source: RefSeq, a predicted model, not a curated record